AAAGUAUUCACUCUUAGUGGUAAAACGUCACCGGAUUGCAAUUGCAAAAACCUCACAAUUCUGCUCCAUCGCAUCUGCGAACCCUCAGGUGCGAGUGGUGCAGGUGCUAAAUUGAUGAAGAGAAAAACCCUAAAGAGAAGGGAAGCAAUAAGGAGAGGAGAGAGAGUAUAAUGAAAUGAAGGGCACCUUAGCGAGACACUUUCAGCUAGGAAAAGUAUCUCUAUUUCCUCUCCAGUACCAGCAAUCUUCUUCUUUCACCUCAGUUUCCUAUUCAUCCUCUCGUCUCCAAUACCUUCUAGUUUCUGAAGCCGCCUAUCCACAGUGCCUUUCUCGUUGGGUAACCCCACCAAUAGAGAUGUCGAUGUUGAUGAGAAAGAUUUCAUUCUCAGUCAGGAACUUUUCUGGAACAGAAAAGUUUUCUAUUAUGUAAAGUAAACUUUGAGGUAAAUUGAAUUUCUGUUUUGACAAAUGUCCAAAAACUAUUGGAUUCAUGGCCAAGUUCUUUAUGUUCACUAAUGCUAAAAGGAGCCAAGCUCACAGCUCAUUUGGGCAAAAUGCUGCAGAAUUUGCCCAAAAGCUCUUACGUCUCUUUUUCUGCAUCUCGAUUAUGUAGGAAUUGUAGUAAUGUCAGCUCCAAAGAUGAUGAGUCAAAACAUGAGACUGAUUGGGAAAGAUUACUCAAGCCAUUUGACCUCAAAGAGCUUCAGAAAUCUUUUAAUCAAAUCACUCCAUUUCAGCUCUGUAAGCUUCUUGAAUUGCCACUUGAUGUAGUCACAUCAAUGGCAUUAUUCCAAUGGGCAGGUGCCCAAAAGGGUUAUUGCCACACAUUUGAGGUCUAUUAUUUGUUAAUUAAUAAGCUCGGGGAAGAUAAGGAGUUUAAAGUUAUAGAUAGCUUGUUGUUGCAGAUGAAAGAAGAAGGGAUUGUUUUUAGAGAGUCCCUCUUCAUAUGUAUUAUGAAAUAUUAUGGGAGAGCAUGUUUUCCUGGUCAAGCUACUAGGUUGUUGUUGGAUAUGAAGGGUGUUUUUUCUUGUGAACCGACAUUUAGGUCUUACAAUGUUGCAUUGGAUGUACUGGUUUCUGGUAAUUGCCCUAGUAUUGCAUCCAACAUUUUUUAUGAAAUGUUGAGUAAGGGUGUUUUGCCCACUGUUUACACAUUUGGGGUGGUUAUGAAAGCACUUUGUAUGGUUAAUGAAGUUGAUAAUGCCUGCUCACUACUAAGAGACAUGACAAGAUAUGGGUGUGUGCCUGAUGCAGUGGUCUACCAGACUCUCAUACAUGCACUUUCCAAGAGGGAUAGAGUGAGUGAAGCAUCGAAACUGUUGGAGGAAAUGUUCUUAAUGGGUUGCAAGCCUGAUGUUGAUACCUUCAAUGAUGUCAUUCAUGGUUUGUGCAGGCUUAAUAGGAUUCAUGAGGGAGCAAAAUUGGUAGAUCGGAUGCUUCUCCGAGGUUUCACCCCUAAUGAUAUGACUUACGGAGUUUUAAUGCAUGGGUUAUGUACCACAGGUUGUGUUGAUGAAGCCCAGGUAUUGUUGAACAAAGUCCCUGGUCCAAAUGCUGUUCACUUUAAUAUCUUGAUCAAUGGGUAUGUGAAGAGCAGGCGCUUGGAUAAAGCCAAGGCACUUUUUUAUGAUAGGAUGUUAAGUAAUGGAUAUAGACCUGAUGUUUUCACAUUUAAUAUAUUGAUACAGGGGCUUUGCAUGAAGGGGCUUAUGGGUUCAGCUCUUGAUCUUGUUAAUGAGAUGGUUGUCCAUGGUUGUGAGCCAAAUGCAAUAACAUACACUAUUGUGCUUGAUGGGUUCUGCAAGAAAGGUCAACUAGAGGAAGCUUGUCAUGUUUUUAAUGAGAUUUCGGCUAAGGGACUUGGUCUGAAUGUAGUGGGGUACAAUGCCCUAAUAUCUGCUUUGUGCAAGGAUGGGAAGGUUCAUGUAGCUCUGAACAUGCUUGGUGAAAUGUCGAGCAAAGGAUUCAAGCCUGACAUAUUUACAUUUAAUACUCUAAUAUUUGGUUUGUGCAAGGUUGAUAAGAUGGAGGAUGCCUUAGGAUUGUAUCGUGAUAUGUUAUUGGAGGGUGUUAUUGCCAAUACUGUAACUUACAACAUACUGAUUCAUGCUUUUUUGCAGAGAGAUGCAAUUCAAGAAGCACUUAAGCUUGUGAAUGAUAUGUUAUUUAGAGGGUAUCCUCUCGAUGAAAUCACUUACAAUUGCCUAAUAAAAGCAUUCUGCAGGGCUGGGGCCAUUGAGAAAGGAUUAGGAUUGUUUGAAGAAAUGAUCGGGAAGGGUCUAACUCCCAGUACUAUCUCAUGCAAUAUAUUGAUUAAUGGCCUGUGUAGAAUUGGUAAAGUACAUAAUGCACUUGAGUUUCUAAGGGAUAUGAUUCAUCGAGGAUUGUCUCCUGACAUUGUCACCUACAACAGCCUCAUUAAUGGUUUAUGCAAGAUGGGACGCAUUCGGGAGGCUUUCAGUCUCUUUGAGAAAUUGCGUGUUGAAGGAAUACAUCCUGAUUCUAUUACUUAUAAUACUUUGAUCUGUUGGUAUUGCAGAGAGGGGAUGUUUGAUGAUGCCUUUUUACUCCUUCAUAGAGGUGUCAAUAAUGACUUUGUACCUAGUGAUGUGACAUGGUAUAUUUUGGUUAGCAAUUUUGUUAAAAAGAUUGGUCAGGAGAAUUCAACCUUCUACUAUUCUCAGUUUUAACUGGCUGGAUUCACUUGAAGAAAGCUUCAGAUAUUGGAAGAUAUGACUUCUUUAGGCAUUGUGAAUGAUCCCUUCCAGUUGCGUCCAGAAUCCACAGCAAAAGAUUGUCAAUGCAUUUUCGCACAAUACAAAUCUGCUAUAUCCUUCUAUUCCCUACUUAAUGGUCUGUAGUUGAUGAGUUGGCAUUUUUGUUGGAUUUGACAAUAAUGCUGAUUUGAUGAUCUUCUAUAUAGGUUUUGCAGAUUGAUCUGCUACUUGAGAUGGAUAUCACAAUACAUAUAAGAGGUUGAUUCCACUUUAAAAGAGUAACCGGAUGAAUUUCAACGUAGAUGAAUAUCUGAAGGUUAUCCUGGUUUGUAGAUUAAUGGAAGAUGGGUAUCCAAGGGGACCUCUCUGGAUUGUCAUUCACUUGGAUACAUACUCAUCUAUGUGGUUGUCCGGUGAUUAUUUAUACAAAGGAGCAGAGGUAGCUGUCGAAUAUUCCUGUAUUGCAUACAGAAAUGAUCCAUGAGCAGAUAAUGAGAUGAAUAGGCUUCUUUUUGUAUGAUUCCUCUAGCCUAGUGCACCUUUAAAUUAUUAUUAUUAUUUUUAAAAUAAUACAUAGAAUUUCAAUUUGUGUAACGCUAAGGUCACCCAUUUCAGGCUAAACUAUAUACAAUAUAGAUAUAUAUUCAAUAAUAAUGAUGAUGAAUAUUAAAAAUUCAA
Molecule: messenger RNA, 3395 nt
Organism: Jatropha curcas
Lineage: Eukaryota; Viridiplantae; Streptophyta; Magnoliopsida; Malpighiales; Euphorbiaceae
Product: Pentatricopeptide repeat (PPR) superfamily protein
Molecular function (GO): protein binding
Source: RefSeq, a predicted model, not a curated record